UAAUGCCCUCAGUGUCUAUAGUUUCACUUAAACGGUAUCGAAAUUUUUGCAUCUUCUCCGCAGAUAAGAAAGGUUGGUGAAUCUGACUUUCAGUUUACCCUGCGCAGCCUCCUGUGCUCCUCUCCUUUCCCUCUCCCUUUCUGCUCUGGCUGCGCGCUGUUUUGGAGGGGUGCCUUAUAAAUAAAAUCCACAGUCCCCGGUCCCUCUUCCUUAUUGGUCAGGUGGAGCCGUUACCUCACUCCGGGGCAUGUGACGCAGCGUCUUCACGUAUCCUUCAUGUGCGUCUCUUCUUGUUUCUUGCUGAGAGUCUUGCAGUCGCUCUGAGAGAGAAAGCCGGUUUCGCGACGAGCCGAGAGUGCCGGACGCACUGGGUGCUCUCGAAAAACACUUCACAUCCCGGGGGAGAGCGGCGCGCAAGAGCAGGCUGUCUCUCGCUGUCUCUCUCACACGCUUUCUCCAUGAGUUUCUCCUCUGUCUCUGUCUCUCUCUCUGUCUCUCUCCCUCUCUCACCCUCACACACAGUCGUGCCCGCGCACACGCACUCUAUGCAUACGUCUCCACUUUGCCGUAGUAAAUAACGGCAUUGAUCUCAACAGAGAGUGCAGGUUUGUCUCUUGCGCUCGCUCUUUCUUCUACGGACCGACUUGGAGAAACGCGCGCGAGAGAAGUAACUCCUCACCCUGUGUGUCUGUGAGGACCCCUGGUCAUGUCCAUUUAGCUGUCCUGCGUGAUGCCUGAUCAUGACAGCACCACCCUCCUAACCAGACAGACCAAGCGCCGACGUGUCGACAUCGGGGUGAAAAGGGCUGUGGGUAGCACGAUAUUCACCCGUGCCAGGGAGAGCCUGCUUGACAGCAUGAACCAAUCACACGGCCCUGAUCAAGACGCAGACUGCUCACUGGUCGCUCACAGCCACUUGGGUACCAACGGUGAUGGAGAAAAGUCGAAUGUUUUGAGGAAGCUGCUGAAAAGGGCCAAUUCGUAUGAAGACACAAUAAUGCCUUUCCCUGGGGCUACAAUCAUCUCCCAGCUACUGAAGAAUAACAUGGGAAAGAAUGGAGGGAGUGACUCAGGCUUCCAGGGAAGUGGAGCUCUGUCCAGUGGAGGCUCAGAGAUCCAGGCUGAGGAUGCAUGCAGCAACUCCUCCCGUGACAGUCCACUGGACUGCCUCUCUCCUGGGCCUCCUCUUCCCCCUCCACCUUCCUCCUCCUCUUUUGGGCGACCACCACCUCCUUCUAGCCUCAGUUCGCUUGCUCCCUCUCAGCCCCUCUCCCUCUCCUCCUUCGACUUGGACAGGCUGUCAGAUGAGCACCUGCGUGCCAAGCGCGCCCGUGUGGAAAACAUCAUCCGCGGCAUGAGUCACUCGCCACUGGUCCGGCUGAACACCAGCGACCACAACCAAGAAAGCAGCCGUGAGAACGAGAGCAGCAGCAACAACAGCAACAGCAGUAAUGACCAUCGAGGAGACAGCAACAGCCACAACCACAGCCGAAGUGACUGUCCUCCUUCCCUCCUGAGCUCUCCAGGUUCACGGGGCGGUGUGGUCGGUGUUGGUGAGGUUUACAGGGAGAAUAAGAGAAAGCAGCGUCUACCACAACAGCAACACAGCUUCACCCAGCUGGUGUGUUCCAGGCAGGAGCAGAGACAGGAGGAGAGAAGGCAGCUCAAACUGCAGCUGGAAGACAUGCAGAAACAGCUGCGCCAACUCCAGGAGAAGUUCUACCAGAUCUACGACUCAGAGACAGAGGAAGAAGAAAAUGGAGAGAGUGGAGAGGCCGACCGAGGUGGAGACAGAGAGGAGGACGGCAACUUGUCAGAGGACAGCAUCCGCUCUGAUGGCCUAGAGGAGAGGCACAGAGACAGAGGGCAGCAUACCCAUGACAAUCUAUCUGAGCUGGACCCAGGCCUGUUCCUGGACCGGGCCCGAGCCCUCCUCCGAGAACAAGCCCUGAUAGAUGGAGAAAUGGAGGAGGAUGUGGAUCGCAGGGUGGAGGGGGACAGGAACGGAGAAAGGGUGAUGAAGAGGAGAGGAGGAGCAGCAGGAGGAGGAAGGCAUUUAGCAGAGACACUGAAGCAGCAGCUGAACUGUGCUGUGUCGCAGGUUGUCGACAUUGUCGUCAAGGGUUUCUCCUCACCCAAGCAAGCUGUCAGUCACCAUCACUGCUGCCAGUCUUCUUCCUGUGUGCCCCCUUUCGGCCCCCUCCCCUCCAUUACCCCAGACUCACGCUUUGGUGGUGGCACUCUGGCCCUCAGUCUGAAUGGCGAAGGUAGUCCCACCCCUAACUACCACCCUUCCAAUCAGAGGCUGCACUGCUUUGGCGAUGGAAUCGUCCCGAGCCCACUAGAUUCAUUUGGUGGUUUGAGUGGCAGGCUGAGCGGUGUGCCAACACCCAACGACCAAACAGAGGCACUGCCACUGGUGGUGCGCAAGAGUGGAGGAAGUGGAGGGGAAAACACCAACCCCUCUCUUCCUCCUCCUCCUCCUCCUCCUCUUCCUCACCAUCCAUCGCUCCACCCCUCUUCUCUCACGGCUUCACUCGGGUUUAACCCUCCAUCAUUUCGCCAUCCAUUUCCUCUUCCCCUCAUGGGCUACCCCUUUCAGAACCCCCUGGGGUCACAUGGAGGUGGAGCUGGCUAUGCUCCAGGGCCAAAGGAUCAUCAUCGAUCCUCGCCAGAUUCCAUGGACAUGACCCGAGAAACUGUCAGUCUCAGAACCAAAAUGGCAUCCCUUGGAGGGAGCCAUCUCAGUCACCACCAUCACAGGCAGAGCUCGCCAACCCAGCAUGGGCCAGAGGGUCUGUCCCUGUCUCUCAUCAAGUCUGAGUGUGGGGACCUGCAAGACAUGGCGGACAUAUCGCCCUACUCAGGCAGCACCAUUCAGGAGGGCUUGUCUCCCAAUCACCUGAAGAAAGCCAAACUGAUGUUCUUCUACACCCGUUACCCUUCCUCCAACAUGCUCAAAAUGUACUUCUCUGACGUCAAGUUCAAUCGCUGCAUCACCUCCCAGCUGAUCAAGUGGUUCAGCAACUUCAGGGAGUUCUACUACAUUCAGAUGGAGAAGUUUGCCCGGCAGGCAAUCAACGAGGGGGUGACUGCUGCGGAAGAGCUGACAGUGGGCCGCGACGCUGAGCUCUUCAGGGCGCUCAACAUGCACUACAACAAAGCCAAUGACUUUGAGGUUCCUGAUCGGUUUCUAGAGGUGGCUCAGGUGACUCUUCGCGAGUUCUUCAAUGCCAUAGUGGCUGGCAAAGAUGCAGAUCCAUCCUGGAAGAAGGCCAUCUAUAAGGUGAUCUGCAAACUGGACAGUGAGGUUCCUGAGGUCUUCAAGUCCCCCAGCUGUCUACAGGAACUCCUCCACGACUGACUAGGACGAGGGAGGCAACACGGCAAACAAGAGGAACCACCGAGGGCCGUGAGAAGACUGUAAGAAAACGCAUCCAAAGGUGCAGGGUUAAACCCGGUUGACAUCUUCAGUGAAAUGCAUUUGAAGCUGUCUGAUGUUCAGAACCUGAUGCAGAAACUUGAAGUGAUUCUACUUGGAGAGUUUGGUUGAUGGUUGAUUUUGGCCAGCCCAUCUUUUCCAAGACAAAACUGCCCUGAACAUGUUUUAUAAAGAAAACCUCCUGAAGGAGGCAGAGGGCUCAGAGACCAUGAGUCAGACAAUACUUAAAUCAUGUUGAGACUUUUGUGAAUUAAAAACAACGAAAAUUGAACAUCCUUGCACUUACAGAAAAGCUCCUCCUUGACAAAAACCUGCGUCCUCUUUCUCCUCAACCUCCGCCGAGCUCGCUUUUCAUCCCUCUCCGGGUUAACAAAAGGAUGAGGAAGACGACGGCUUCAGCCCAAAAUGUGGGAUCAGGAGCAGACUAAAAAAAUAAAGUAGAUAAUAUAUAAAAAAUCUUUUUAUUGUGGAUGUUUUUAAGUUACAUGGACAAUUUUGAAAAAGUGAUGUUUCUGUAUUUUUUCUCCUUUGUAUUACAGCUUCUCUUCUACAAACCCUCAGCCACUCACAUAGAGGUACAUAUAUCCACAAACACAUGCCUCUUGAAUAGGAAAGCACAGUAGCAUUCCCAAAUCUUCACUCGCACCGAGAUAAACUAGGCAAAAAAACAAGCUUAGUUGUUUAUUUCCCUUCAUUUUCUCUACUGUUUUGACUUCUUCCUCUUCUAACUGUACUGAGGUGUUUGUUUUGAUUGUGUGGCGCUCCCAGCCCUCCCCUCCCUGGCUGCCCCUCUUGGCUUGUGCUGCCUUCAGGCGCCCAAAGCAUCAAUGACAAAAAUGAUUCUAUUUCAUGUUUUAAAAAUCUCUCAGAUCUGGGUGUUAUAUCAGUCCCAUCAGUUCAAACCUGUGAAAAAAGUAUGAGAGCUUUAAACUGAAAUCAGAUGAAGGUGUGAUGCAUUACACUGAGUUUUGAGUUGGUGUAGCAUUUAGAUUACUUAUUUUACUUAGUUACUGGAGCCUGACCAAAACCGCAUGCUUGCUAAAGUUGAUACUUGUCUUUCAGUUUUAUCUCCUACACACCUGGCCGCAUACAGGCAUGCAAGUAACAUUUUUUUGCACAAGAAGGAUUCCUUACAUUUGUUUAGUUAGGAUUCAUGAUCAAGACACAUAGUGGGUAGGAAUUUAUGAUGAGUGUUUGUUAUUGGCCAAAACAUUCACCACUGCUAAUAGCAGGCUCAACUACUGGUGGUUUAUUGGGAGAAUGUUCAGAAUAUAGCACUGGAUCAACGGAGACCAUUACCAACUUUGGUGUCAGUUUGUGUUAUGUCUUAUUCCUGUUACAGGCUUCAUUUGUCUGUUUUGUUUCACUGAAUCUCACCAUCACAUGUAUGUCAUUUCUUUGAUUUUAUUUUUAAAGUACUGUAAUGUGGAUUUACACGAGUGAGUUUUGUAUAAGUGCUUCAUUUCACCAUUCAUUCCACUUUCACCUGGCUAUUAGAUUUUAAAUGCACUGCAUUUCUUUUGGACUUUUAGACAGUUGCACAAAUAAUUUUAACACUUUUUAAAAGUCUGACUGUGGUACAAUCAGGUGCUCUUACAUUUUAAACUGUCCAAUUUUAAUUCCUUCAUCCUUGAAACCUUCAAACUGCAAAUCAUCAUCAGUAACAACCCAGUUUGCAGAGUUCCUCUGUGCUCUGAGCGGCCGAGCAGGGCGGCUGCACCAGCCAGGUCAUGUGUGAAGUGUUUAAGGUUUUAACAGCAGAGAAAAAAAAACACAACAAAAUGCUGAUAUUUGUAGCUUGUAUAGAUGUAAUAAUUACUCUGAUACUGUUAUUUAUAAAUGAAAAAAAUAUUCCUAUUAAUGUUAUUCUGAUGACCAUUAAUGCUUGCUACAGAUUUGACCAGUGGUUUAC
This is a messenger RNA of Monopterus albus (swamp eel), 5354 nucleotides long. It is a transcript of the gene prox1a, whose product is annotated as prospero homeobox 1a. Gene Ontology annotation, cellular component: nucleus. The record is from RefSeq and is a predicted model, not a curated record. Lineage: Eukaryota; Metazoa; Chordata; Actinopteri; Synbranchiformes; Synbranchidae. Gene Ontology annotation, biological process: regulation of transcription by RNA polymerase II. Gene Ontology annotation, molecular function: RNA polymerase II cis-regulatory region sequence-specific DNA binding; DNA-binding transcription factor activity, RNA polymerase II-specific.